Molecule: messenger RNA, 3694 nt
Organism: Aedes aegypti (yellow fever mosquito)
Lineage: Eukaryota; Metazoa; Arthropoda; Insecta; Diptera; Culicidae
Gene: Tnpo-SR
Product: transportin-3
Exons: 6
Coding region: 480-3314 (944 amino acids)
Biological process (GO): protein import into nucleus
Cellular component (GO): cytoplasm; nuclear membrane
Molecular function (GO): small GTPase binding
Source: RefSeq, a predicted model, not a curated record
GUGGCAGAAAUCGAUCAAAUCUCGACGAAAUAAACGUGCAAAUCUCGCCUGCUGGCCUCGCCGUUUUCUCAUCGAUUGCUGCAUAGAAACUUUCGAAACUUCUACGGCGCGUUGACAUUCUCUUGGAAGGAAUUUUGCUGUCUGAAAAUGUGUUAGAAAAACGGUGCCGAACCCGAAAAAUUUCCUGCAGAUUUACGAUAUUAGUGCUGAAUUGAUUGUGCGGAGCAGUUUGAUAUUGGUUUCAAAUACGAAUUUGACCAUAAUCGGCGUAAAAAGUGGAUGCGUGAAAAAUUAUCCCGAGGAAGUUUUCGGCAUAAGGAGGCUUGCGAAGAAGACACCCGUCAAGAGUGGAAAGAAGAAGCUUUUCGUCGAGUUUACAGAAUCCGGAAAAAUACCGUUCUUCGAGGGUUGACAAACGAGGCAAAUCGCAUCCAAAGUUCUGUUUUAUGUGAGUUCUGAAUUAAAAGUGGUAAUCAUCAAUGGAUCCGCCAAGCGCCGAAGCAGUUCUACAGAGCAUCUUCACACUGUACAACAACCCGAACAAGCAGGAGAAAGAGACAGCCUCCAAGUGGUUGGAAGAAUUUCAGAAAUCGAUCCAUUCCUGGGAAAUAGCAGACCAGCUUUUACAAAGGAAACAUGACCUCAAUUCGUGCACGUUCGCAGCUCAAACGAUGCGAAACAAAAUUCAGAACAGCUUUCAUGAACUACCAGAGUCUGCCCAUGAUUCCCUCCGGCAAAGUUUGCUGGAGCACAUAAGUCACAUAACGCUGGAGACGAAACCGGUGAUUGUCACUCAGCUGUCGCUGGCCCUGGCGGAUCUUGCCCUGUUGAUGUCGUCAUGGCGCAAACCGGUGGUUACUUUAUUGGAGCGAUUCUCUGGCAAUCCCAACAUGAUGUACGCGGUUAUCGAACUGCUCACAUUGAUACCGGAGGAAAUCAACUCAAGAUACCUUCGGCUCGGUGCCAACCGGAGGAAGGACGUUCUUACCGAGUUGGAAACCGAUUCCAGUCUAGUCGGUGAUUAUCUGCUAAUGUGUUUGAUGAAUUGCAACGACAACGAGUUGCUUCAAAUGAAAAUUUUGAAGUGUUUCACCUCUUGGGUGAAUAUAAAUGCCUUCAAUCUGUCACAGAUUGGUGACAACAUGAUCAUAGCGUAUUCUUUUCAACUUUUGACCAACUUGAACACCAAACCUGAGAUUCAUGACGCUGCUACUGACUGUUUGUGUGGUUUGUUGCAAUGUUUGGAAAUGAACAACAACGGAGAUGGCCUGGACGUGAAACUCUUCAAUGGAAUACUUAGUUUGGAGGAAGCGUACAAUGCUUCCGUUGCGCAAGAAGACUUGGACAAGUCGAUGAAUCUUUGUCGUCUCUUUACCGUAUUGGUGGAAAGUAAUCUCGCCAGAAUGGUGGCCGGAUCAGAGGCAGCUACGCCUCACUACUCCAUCAAGGCUUUGGAGCUGGUGCUAAUAUGCGUUGGACAUUACGACUUCGAAGUAGCCGAAAUUACCUUCAACAUGUGGUAUCGGCUGAGCGAAGAUCUGUACCAACGCAACAAUGAAGCUCUGACGGCACAUUUCAAACCGUACGUGGAGCGGCUUAUUGCCGCUCUCUAUAAGCAUUGCCAAAUGGAAGCCGACCAUGAGGGACUCAUCGAGGAAGGCGACUCGUUCAAGGAUUUCCGUUUCAAAGUUUCUGAGAUUAUCAAGGACGUGAUAUUCAUCGUCAGCUCGAUAAGCUGCUUCAAGCAAAUGUUCCUGAUCCUGCAGAGUCCGAAUGUGACGUGGGAAUCCAGUGAAGCGGCGCUGUUCAUUAUGGAGAACGUGGCACGGAACAUCCUACCAGAGAUAAUGCAAUUGGGAGAACGCGACAUACCGGCGUCCAGAUUCAAUCAGCUUUGCGCGGAAAGUGAGGUCGUUCCGAAGGUAGUGGAGGCGAUACUGAACUUGCCCUCCAAUUGUCACAUAGCGAUCCGGUACACGUCGAUCAACAUCUUGGGCGAGCUGUGCGAUUGGAUUGAUUCGAACCCGGAAACGUUGGAGCCAAUUUUGAACUUUUUGCUCUGUGCAUUGCAGCAAAAGAACGGUCUGGCUACCGCUGCAGCAAAUGCGCUGCAAUCGAUAUGUUCUGCGUGUAAGAAGCACAUGUUAGGUCACAUAAGUGGCCUGAUGGAAAUUGCACGCUGUCUGGACGGGUUCGAAAUUCAAACGGAAUCGGCAAUUGGUUUGCUCAAAGGGAUUUCGAUCAUCAUUGGACGGUUACCGCCAGAGCAGCUGACGACAGCUAUGCAAGAGCUCUGUGGAUUUCAAGUACGUGCUCUCAGUCAACUUACCAGCGGCGAAGACGAUGGACUAGGGUUGAAGAAGGAUCGCCAUGAUCCCGUUUUUUGGGUUGAUCGUUUGGCGUCCAUUUAUAGGCAUGUGAAUCCAACGGUCAGUGAGAAUGAGGUGAACCCCUGCGUCUUCGUGAUCAUUAGCAAUUGGGCUGUACUGUCCCGAGCGAUGGAAUGUUACAAAAACGAUCCAAAAAUAAUGGAAAGAAUAGUUCGAUGCAUUCGAUAUGCAAUACGUUGUGUUGGCAAACAGGCGAUGCCAAUACUGGAAUCGUUAGUUAAGCAAAUAAUAACCAUCUACUCAGGGCAUAAUCAUAGCUGUCUGCUGUAUUUGGGCAGUAUUUUGGUGGAUGAGUUUGCCUGCGAACCGAGCUGCAUUGAAGGCUUGCUGAGUAUGUUGCAAGCCUUCAUCGAACCAACCUUUCAAGUACUACAGGUAGAAAACGGUUUGAAAAAUCAUCCGGACAUGGUGGACGAUUUCUUCCGACUAGUAGCGCGUUUCAUCCAACGAUCACCGUUCCAGCUCCUUCAAAGCCCACUUGUAACGCCCAUAAUCCAAUGUGGACUGCUAGCCUGUACUUUGGAUCAUCGAGAUGCGAAUCUCUCGGUAAUGCGGUUUUUCUGCAGUCUUCUGAGCUACGGUCGCCACGACCGAGCAAACGAGCUUCGUUCAAUCGUGCACGGCAUUCUAAUGCAGCACGGCGAAUCACUGAUAAUGAACCUGCUGUACGCAUCCGUUUUCUGCCUGCACUCAUACAUGCUUUCCGACGUGGCAGACGUGUUUGUUGAAAUCAAACAUCUGAGUCCCCAUCAAUUGGAGGGGUAUGUGCAGAAAGCGGUCGACGCCCUACCAAAAAAGAAUAGCGGCGGAAGCAUCACGGUAACCAACGAACAGAUGAUCGAAUUUGUGGACAACAUUGUCAAGUCGGAAACGCCCCGGGCUGUCACUCAAGCGUUGCAAGAAUUCGCUCGGUUAUUCCGAUAAACCGCAAGAAACCACGAGCCAUCCUGUAGUGUGUUGAAAAUGUAAAGAGAUGCGAGAGGUGCGAGUGAGAAUCGUGCGAAUGCGAAUUUGAUGUUGAACGUUAUUCAAUUGUGUUGUACAUAAAUCUUAGUACUAACUAAUACACGUGUAGUCGUAUUUCUUCCUAAAGUAGGAAACUUAUUCUAAGAAGAAGAUAAAACAGUGUACAUGGAUCAUGGUCAGCAUGAAAAAGUUGAAUACACUAAGAAUAACACGUGAAAAACGAUUCAAGGUGAUCGUUAUGUAGAACUAGUUUAAAUUGAAGAAAAAAAAAUAUUGAAAAUGAUUGACUAAGAUUGUAGUAAGCAUCAUUUAAUAAAAUUAAUUAACAAGUAUGACAA